AUCUUCUCUUUCGAAAACAGAUCCUGGUUUUGUCCUCCUCCUCCUCCUCCUCCUCGUAGCACGUUACUGGAGCUGAUCUCACAGAUUCUGGAUUGUAAUCAUGGACGGAGACGAUUUUGCUGGAAAGGCGGCUGCUGAAGCCAAAGGAAUGAACCCGGGAUUAAUCGUGCUGCUUGUUGUUGGAGUUCCGCUUCUUGCGUUCCUAAUCGCCAACUACGUGCUUUAUGUGUAUGCUCAGAAGAACCUACCUCCAAGGAAGAAGAAGCCGGUUUCCAAAAAGAAGCUCAAGCGCGAGAAGCUCAAGCAAGGAGUUCCUGUCCCUGGAGAAUAAAUAAAAAGCCAGCUUAGCUUCGGUUGUGCCUCGUUCAAAGCUCUUUUUGUUUGGUUACCACAUUUCAUCCUUGUAGGGUUUUUUUUCUUCCUUUUACUUCUGUCAAUGAGGAUUAUCUUGAGUCCUGUAUGAUUUCACAUGGAGAGUGUAGACUAUUGUUUUGGUCUGACUAGUUUUGCCUUCUUCAUACAUACAUUUUGUUGCAGCUG
Capsella rubella is the source of this 540-nucleotide messenger RNA. Its product is annotated as DNA-binding protein S1FA1. Bases 101 to 331 code for a protein of 76 amino acids. The transcript is spliced from 2 exons. The record is from RefSeq and is a predicted model, not a curated record. Gene Ontology annotation, biological process: regulation of DNA-templated transcription. Gene Ontology annotation, cellular component: nucleus. NCBI's taxonomy places the organism in Eukaryota, Viridiplantae, Streptophyta, Magnoliopsida, Brassicales, Brassicaceae. Gene Ontology annotation, molecular function: DNA binding.